This is a messenger RNA of Porites lobata, 20674 nucleotides long. The record is from the annotation of a GenBank genome assembly. Lineage: Eukaryota; Metazoa; Cnidaria; Anthozoa; Scleractinia; Poritidae.
AAGAAAUGGCUUUACUAGGAACACGAGUCGUCCGUGGACCAGACUGGGAAUGGCAAAACCAAGAUGGAGGAGAAGGACAUGUCGGAACCGUUGUUCAGAUCGGAAAGGACAAGAAAUCGCCAACCACAGCACAACUUGUGUGGGUUCAGUGGGACUGUGGGAUUAAAGCAAACUAUAGGGCGGGAUUUCACGGUAAACACGAUCUAAGGGUGUUUGAUAACGCCAUUGGAGGUACGUGUUAAAUAUUCAGGCUGUCGAAUAGCGAAAUCUUUCACUACGGUAAAAGCUUAAUGCAAUAAAACAUUAUUCAGUUACUACAACCCAUUCGAGAAGAGGAUUCUUUACAUUCUGACAUAUAGCCUUCCAUUAGUUGGGGUCCAUUUCCAAGAACAAGGAAGGAAGGCUUCUUUCCGUUGCCAUUUCACUUUCUCUAGCGGCGUCAUAUGACAUUGUUUAUGACGGAAGCGAAAAUGACGCAGAUGACUCGCAAGUUGUACCCAGUCUCUCCCUCCCGUUGUGUUUUCUGGAAAAAUUUUAAGGUAAAAAAAGAGACUUUUCACGCGUUAACACUUUUCCAGAUUUCACUGUAAACAGACAGAAGAAUUACUAUAAGUCCCGUUUAGACCAGUUUACCCUGGUCCGGACAAAUGUUAUCUGAACGGACGAAUUUUUUAUUUGUACAACCCGUUUACACGUAACCGUGCAAAUUCUGUUAUAAAAUGCAGCACUGUUUGCCGUUCAAAAACUUGUACGGUUCUGAGGAUUCCCUUCGUAAACGAAACGCAGAUCAUUGCAAGUUUUUGUCCCGUUGAAAAACGUUCAAAAAAUUUGUGUAAGUCACCUCUAGAAACGAGUCUGGUUUUCAGAAUUGGCGUUUUUGUUAAGCCAAGAGAGUAUUCUCUUGAUUCAGUGGAUUGCUAAUAGCGGAGCUCUCGCGCACUAAGCGCGCGCGGCGGAGCAUCCGAGAAAAUUUGGUAAUAACGUGAACCGUACACCGACCGACCGCCCGACUGACCGUCCGUUCGUCCGCACCAGAGGCAUACCAAUUGAAAAUAAUUCAGUCAACAGGUAUGGCAACCCAAAUGCAUUUCUAGACUAUUUUGGCGGAAAAUCACAUAGCCACCGGCGUCUUUAAAGCAGAGAUAACUAAAGAGUCAAGAAAGACGAAAACAGAAAGCGGAAAUUGUUUCUAUAUCCGUGAUGUCUAAAGUAUUAAGCUUAGAUUAAUUGUUAUGUCCACAAAUUUGGAAUAUAGAGCAAGAGAAAGACAGAGAAAAAAAGAAAGUUGGCGGCAGGCCAGCGAAGCUCAAUGAGAAACGGGAGGAUCUACAGCGAUAGAUUUGUUGGAAGUUUUGUUGGAAAACAACAUGAAAAUUUUGUAGGGGCGGUGACAAAAUGAGAAAUGCUAACGGCCACCAAUGCAAGGAGAGAAUGAGCGGCAGCGAAAAAAAGUGAACGAGAACACGUACGACAUUUCCUCCAUAAAAUUUCCAGAAACUUCUUAGUUACACUUUUCACGUUGUAGUCGCGCAAAACAACGGCAAAGAAAUGUACCAAAAAACUGUGCUGCAGGUGCAAAGUUGGUUUUUGCUAAUUAGACCUAUUGUUGUUUUUCACCGUCUCCGGCGUUGCCUUCGUCGCUUAGCAUUACACGAUUUUAUAUUUUGUUUGAACAAACUAUAAAUAUUAUCGAGAGCUUCGCUUUAGCCCUGGCUAAAUCUAUAUAUUAGGCCCAAUACUGUGUGAAGUUUUCGUCGGGAUGGAGAAAACUACUCCGCGAGUGGGUGCUCAAAAAUCGGUGUUCCACUGGCCACUGUACUGUAAGACGAACAGAACUUAAUGAUUUUGGAUUUCCUACCAUUAUAAUUAUUUGAUUGCACGUUCUCCUCUCCGAAACGUAUUUCUUUUGAUAGUGGUUUAUCUUGGAAAAAAAAAAAUUCGCCACAAUAUACUAAACAGGAAAAUUUUCCUAUUCAGCAGUUACAAGGUAAGUUAUUGUGUUUGUAACUUUCAUUUGCCUAGGUACAAAGCAUUUGCACGUGAUGUGCGAUGGCUGCCGGAAGGAUCCAAUAGCUGGAAUGCGCUGGCACUGUCUGACAUGUCCGAACUAUGAUCUCUGCACCACUUGCUAUAUGACAGAUAAGCACGACCUUCAACAUCGCUUCGAGCGCAUCAACAAGAGUCAUGGGAAGCGGUAAGCAUUCAUCCACUAGCUCCAACCCACCAGCAGCAGCUCCGACAUUCUCUUCUUCCAACAGACAUCCCAGCGGGAUUAGCAAUAAAUCCCACAUCCUUACUGGUGGUUGGAAAAUCAUGUAUAUUUUACCCAUGCAGAAGCUCUUUUUACGACUAGUCUUAACUCUUUCGUCUCCAAGGAAUGUAGUAGUUCGUGGGAAAUGUUGUCCCCAACAGAACUGCAGAUCCGCACGAGGUUAAUGGCCAUUUAAGUAUGCCGGCCGUUGGCAUACUUAACUGGCUAUUAACGCUGAGAGACUGAGGCAUGAAGUGACUGCGAGACAGUAACUAUUCCAUUCAAAUUGCACGAAAAUUGCAUUCAAAGUCAAACGCAACUAAAACAAAUCUUGAAAAGAACAAAUUUAAAUAAAAAUUGUAAAAAUUUUUCCCUUCGUUCUGAACAACUAGCAGUAACAUCAUAUCUCACCAGGCGCCUUAGGCAACAACGAUUCUAACAGUUCAUGAAUAAAUUAACGAACUAAUAAAUUAACUUUUGUUGUUAUUGGCUGGUUUGUACUGCUUGUGAAUAAUGCGACAGGGUGAACGUUGGAUCACGACAAGGAUCAGAUAAACAGGAAGCACGUGGGAUGUUUAAGGGAGCUAAAGUAAUCAGGGGAGCCGAUUGGGAGUGGAAGAAUCAAGAUGGAGGCGCCAGGUUGGAGGGCGAGGUCACUGAUGUCGCCAGCUGGGACGAUGACGAGUCUGCGAAAAAUGCUGUGCGAGUUAACUGGAAGGAAGGGCAAAGAAGCAAUAUUUACAGACUUGGAAAAGAUGGAAAAGUACUUCUAAUAUUCUUCCUGCUUAAUUUAAUGGUUUUUGACUGCAGGGCAAGGGUUAAUCUAAUGAUUGACAAAUUUUUGGUUGAAGGUCGAUCUUAAGUGUACCAUGGCUGUUAGUGGUGGAAGCUAUUACAAAGAUCAUCUACCAGUGCUGAAAGUAGAGUUGAAAAAGUCACAAAGUGGGCUUACAACUGGCGAUAAAGUCAUCAUACAGGUGUCUGAAGAGAAACUUCAGCAGUUAUGUGACGGUCACGGUGGUUGGAAUGCGGAUAUGAAAAUGGUUCGUAACUCAUAUCUGACCCUUUUCGUUCAACAUUUUAGCAGGUUGUGAUAUAUACUAAACCCAAGAAUUAAGACGGAAUACAUCAGGGGAUUGAGUAAUUUCAAUUUUCAGUGGACAAAAACCUUGUACCAGAAUAAUUUAACCAUUUUCGGAAGGCUAGGGUCGUAUACGACCCAUAUGAAAGAUGUUUACAUUCCUCCCUUGUCCCAUUUAGCUUUCAUUUUAAGUUAAUAAGCAACAAGGUCAGAAAAGAUAGAUCCUUCCAGCGAUACCUCGUUUUGGAUAUUUUGACCAAUCCUGACAGAGUUACACUCACGAAAUAAGGCAACAUUUAGGGGAAAAAAUCCACUGCCGCUUACAUACUACUCUUUGAAAAUUAAAUUUGUCCUUUUCCUAAAAAGUUAGCCAGCCACAAUUCCAUGCAAAGCAAAGACGAUAAAGUGGGCAACAAAACCAUCAAUAAAGAAGGAAAAGAAGGGGGAAAAAAAGCGAGAGAGAAAGAUCGAAAUAGAUUCGCAAAAGAAACAAAAGUCCAAAUUUUGGCUUUUGCGCAUGCGUUAAAAACAAUAAAGCUUUUUUUCAGGUUGGUCGGAAAGUAUGCCUUUUUUUCUCGCAAAACUCGUUUUUAGCCAUUGUUGUAUAGCCGAAAACCAGUCAAAAGAAGAGGAAUUGGAAUUGGCGCUCGCCGGCCCGGGCUAUAGAUAUAAUUAGUCUCUGUAAUAACACCAAAGACUAUGUCAGUCACAUGGGAGCCCGAGAAAUAACAAAUUUCACAAGAAUUUUGAAAUCACGCCAGGUAAAAUUCUGAAAAUUUCACGUGUAAGUUGUCAUUUUGUGAACUUUGACAUUUAUUUUCUCGGGCUCCCAUGAAAAUUUUCUUUGGUGUUGUUAGAGAUAACUAAAAUACAUCUAUAGCCCUUGAAAAAUGUAACAAAUAAUGCUGUAGUCUUUGAAUUAUUCUGGAACAAGCUUUUUGUCCAAUGAAAAUUAAUAUUAUUCAAUUUCCUAAUGGAUUCCGUCAUAAAUUUGUUGUCAACUGUUUCCCUUCUUUGUUGUGGUUUCAUUGUUUGUUGUCUGUCUCUCUUGUUUUGGUUUUGUUUGCUUGUUUGUUUGUUUUACACCAGAAAAAAAACAUUAUGUUGAUAUUAUACAGUCUCACCUCUCCUUACGGACACCUCUCUAUAACGGACAGUCCGUUUGAUCCCAGAAAUGCCAAAAAUCAUACCUCUAUAAUACGGACACCUCUGUAGAGCGGACGCUUGGUUCUAUCCCUUUGAUGUCCGUAUUAAAGAGAUUUGACUGUAAUUUUUCUGUGCACAUAGUUGAUUAAUACUGUUGUAACAUUGUCGUGUCGAUGUAAUUGUCUUUGAGUAAGGCAUGCAGUUGUGGUCCUAAAGAGUCCUAAAUGAGAUUCAGAAGUGGAACACGUAAUUUGGUAAUGGGUUAAUGGUAAUUUAAUCUCAGCGUUGACGAUUAAGCAUUUAGACAAUAAAGCACGGUAAUCUUAUUAACAUGCUUAACCCAUGUAUUAUCGAUACCUCUUCAAAUUAUAAAAGGGACCAACAAGAGCCGCCCCAUGUAACGAACUCCGGAUACGGGAAUCAGGGAAAUUAUUCCUUCUGGAAUCCGGGAUACGGAAUGCGGAAACUUUGCUUGUGGAAUCCGGAAAACGGCUCAGGAGAUUCGGAAUCCAACUAACGAUUGUAAUCCAGAAUCCAAGUUGUACUGACAGAGACUAGUAUCCAGUACCCGGAAUCCGGAAUCCAUAGCUUGAAACUCUAGAAUCAAGGACGGUAUUGGAUUUCCUUACAAGGGGAGAUAAUUAAGAGCUUCUUCAUUAAAUUAAGCGCAGUGGUACUUUAACUUUUAGAAAGUAUGUAAUAAUUAAUCAUCAUAUACAUGCACUUAUCGAGUCAGCCGCCAUUAACGUGUUCUUAGCUCAUUGCACUGAAUUCUCUUACAGUUUAUUAGGAAAGUCGGUGUCAUUCAAGAUUUCACUUCGAAUGGUGAUGUUCUGGUAGAAUAUCCUGAAAAAGUGUGGCGUUUUAAUCCUAUUAUUAAAAUCAAAAUCUACAUGGCGAUACGUUAAACCCUAUCAACCAGCCAGACCAAAAACGUGUCCUUAAAACUGGAACAGAAGAUUGCAUUUUUUGAUGAAUUCUUAGCCCAUAGGGAUCCACAGUUUUACGCUAAAAAGGAAACUAAUCUUAUUCUCGAUUCAUUCAAGCUCUGAUUUCAACGUUGAUAAGUAUGAAGAAUGGUGAUGUUCUGGUAGAAUUUCCUGAAAAGAGAUGACGUGUUAAUCCUGCUUAAUAGUUGUAUAAAUUUUCAAAACACCUCUGUAAAACGAAAAUCUUUGUUAUCGUUGUAAACAAUGUAUUGUUGGCCCAUUUAUCCCAUCCUAUCCAAUCCUUGAGCCCGUAAUUACAAUAGGAUAUUGCGAACACAUGUUGUUUUCACAAAAUAGUUCGGGCUCGAUUAAAAUUCGUAAAUAUUAACACGCUUCUCACUUGCAACACUUUCUUAACAGAUCCAGGAUUUCAAACGUGGAGAUGAAGUCAUAAUCAAAUCUGAAAAGAACUUGGUUAAAGAUCUCCAGGAGGGCCACGGAGGCUGGAACGAAGCAAUGAUCUCAGUAAGUCCCAGCUAUGUUACUUACUCAGCUUUGAUGUCAUUUCCUUUUGGAAAUAUAAUAAUUCUGCCAAUCAUAAAAUAUGACAAGUUUAUGCCAGUGUAACAUGCUUAAAACAGUGGCAGCCAUGUAAAACGAUGUGUUCAAAAACUCACGUCUUUAGAAUUACGUCACAUAUCCUUUCGAUAAAGAUUCACUCUGAGGGAAAAAUGAGGAAUUAUUGCGGGCGAAAGGAGGAGCCCGCAGUCCUUAUCUCCAUGUAGUUAUUACGCAUGCCUCCCAUGUAUGUAGCCAGCAUUCGUUUAGACUUCCACUAAGAAUGAAUGGAAUGCACAAAACGUUAUUGGAUCAUGAGCGUUUCGACCUCCUACCAUAAGUGAAACGUACGCAAAGCACAGCGUUGGACAAAGUGUUUGGACCUCCGAUCGUUGUCCCCCGCACCCCCUAACCUUUGGUCAUUACUAAUUGGGUUAAAAAUAUUCAAGAGAGCUGAAGAUGCAGGUCAAAGAUGAUCUUCAAAUGGCUUAACCUGGUAGUCCAGAAUAGACGACACCGGUAUAGCAUAAGUGAUUGCGGUCAUUAAAUUUGUUACUCAUCAGUUUUACAUCAUCCACUUUCGAACUUCGAGCAUCAUUAAAAACAAAGAAGCUGAAGAUUGCAGGAGGCCCGUACAAACAAUUUGAAGGGUUUCCAAACUUAAAGCCUCCUUCUAGCUGGCAGGAUUGUUAAAUCUGGGGUACACAAUUUGAUUCGUAGAGCCAUUCGGCCGUCAAAAAACUACAACACCCGCUUCGAAUCCUACCAGCUAUUCAGGCUGCAAUCUUGGACAAAAACUGUUUUGAAAAUUGCAUAAUUGAAAAGCCUUUUUCUAAACAUCGUAGCUAUACAGAUUUUUCCCUCUCCCCUCCCCUGGAAACAAUGUUGUUGUGUGUUGAAAAGAACGCCUGAUUCGUCGGCGUUUGUAGGAAGCAACAUUGAACUGGGGGAAGGGGAAUUCUUUCCGCAAAGCCGUUGUUUUGGAUAUAGUUUUGUUUCCUAUAGGACACUGUACAUGGUGGGAAAAGCGUUCUCAAGUAGUUUUGCUAGGGAUUUCAGAACGCUUGGUGCUGCUGAUUAUUGACUGCUAUUAGUUAAUAAGUAAUUCGAGUCGCCCUCGGUCGCGGGUCUCCAAUUACACAACGAUGCCUAAAGAGUUCUUCUGCUGCUUUAGAUUCUUGGUCGUACAGGUAAGGUCCUGGAGGUUGAUGGCACGGGUGACCUGGUUGUUUCAGUGGAAGGUGAUAAGUGGAUGCUGAAUCCUGCCGCAGUCACGUGUGUUACUGACCCAGAACCCGGUGAAAGGUCGCCUAGCGAAGAUGGAAGCAAUGAAGAUCCAUUAGGUAUAAUCAUGGAUAAUUUCGAUGUUGUUACGUUAUUAUUGCGAACGUGCAUUGCUCCGACUUGUACGCCCUAGUGACGAAUUUUAGCAUUGAGGCUAUUCUUAAGGAAAGUGACGAUCGUUGACAUACAAACAGGUUAUAGACACAUGUAGUGGCCAGUACCAUAGGUUUUUAGAAGUCAGAUGAGAAAGUUAAGACCAAAUAAAUUACACAGAUCAAAUGUACCCAACUGUCCCAUCCAGCAUAUUUCCGCCCAGGAUUUAUAGAUCACCUGUUAAAUUUCCCUGCAUUUAAGUGAACUCAUUCAUAACACUUUUACAAUAUGAACCACUUUUUCAAUUUUUCAGGUUUAUUUCGCCUUUUUAGGGAUUUUCUUGGUAUGCAUCACGCUUUUGAGCAAAUGGCGGAACACAGGGCCGUCAACCUUGUUAGCGCUUGCAAGUCCAACCAACUUUCCAGAGUCAAAGAAAUUCUUGAUGCCAAUCCAGAAAUGGUACUGUAACAUUAAUUAGACAGUUUGGGGUUUGGGCAAGAGACUGGGCCAGUAACAUGUCGAACUGCCUUAUGGGACUGUUUGUGGGAACGAAUCUCGACCCAGUUUUCCGUGCAACAUAGUGAUAGCCAAUCAGAGGAGUCCCAUGGUGCAAUUCGACAAAACAACAUUGCCGAUACAAGGCAUCAAUGGACGCACUUGCACUAAUUGAACUGACAGAGUGGUAGCUUGAUUUAUUGACCAAGAGAGAGUUAUUGGACAAAGAGGGAAACAACCAGUCUAGUCUAGGAUCUGUGAAUCUCAUGAAAGUUUUUCGGUUUUCGAGGAAAUCCACAAACAUUUAUUCAGUGUUGCCAAGAGAGAGUAAUGGGACAUGAUGCUCUCUUGAGGUGUUGCCAUUACAAUAUUCUACAUUGCUUGCUUUGGGGCAGUCGCGCAAGGUCUUGAUGACGUAUCUAAUAAUCGAUUAACCGUCGGACGCAAAGGCAAAGUCAUACCCCCAAAGUGGUACAAGGGGGACCCCCCGCCCCACCCCACCCCUGAGUUUUUGAUUUGUUGGAGUAAUUUGAAACGAUCGAUUUUGCCUUCAGUGGAAAGCCUUUGAUCUUCUCUACAACAUGAGGUAUAUUUUAUGGCGGUGGAUUGGAUCUUGGAUUUUAUUAAGAAUUAGAAAUCAAGUAAAACACUGACAAUUGAUAAUUUUUUGCGCUUAUCAUGAAAAAUAAGACAUAAGUAAUUACAUUGACUUUGCAUCACUUUAUCCACGAAAUUUAUUUUUAUUCCGGAUAGACGUUGGAAAAACGUACAUUUUCACUCAAAAAUGGCUUGACCACCAGCUACUUAUGACGUCAUAUCUCGCAACCAUAAUAACUAACCAUCACUAAACUUGUCUCAAAAUGCGUGCGAGGAAUGAACGAAGAGCUACAGAAAACUUCAGGUGCUGAUGUUUUAUCGUCUAAGAAAACAAAGCAGAAAAACCUUAGGGGGGUCCCCCACCCCCCUUAUAUGUCCGAGGGUUAAUAUGUACGGACGUCCUAAGAAUCAGAAUUCCGUUUAAUUACAACCUCUAACAAUAACUUUUAUUAGUGAAAUUCACAAACCCCGGCCAACGCCCUAAGUUUCUCUCUCCGUCUCAUUGUUCUCUCUUGUUGGCUGCUGGUUGAAGGAAGUCUGACAUUUAGCUAAUACUUAUGGUCAAAAAUCAUCCUCGGUUCUAUUACUUUACAACUACAAUUAACGACUCCCAACAGCGUAAAGUAGUGUUCGGCAUUCUAACUUCUCAUACUAAGAACACAAAUAUUUGUUGCUGUUUUAUUUUCGUUACUGGAGUAUAAGAAUGCCUUUUUUUUCCUCCGCAGAUUGACGAGGUACAAGGUGCACAUUCAGGGCUUCAAAUAGCAUGUCAUGAAGGCCAUUGUGACAUCAUCAGAGAGUUAAUCGACAGGGGAGCUAGUCGAGAAAUCCUGGUAAAGACAAAGAUAUGUAGAGCUUAGAAAUAGAAGGGUAUUUGCAAAUAUGAUUCAUUCGUGUAAUUUUACAUAUGUAAAUGCAAAUGAUUUUCUCAGUUAUGUUAUUUGUUUUUUUUUUUGUUUUUUUUUUCAUACAAUCUAUCUAAAGAAAAAAGCACUGGAUUACGCUCAAACCAUUAAUAUUCCAUAUCACCUAAAGCUUCUAACUCAAACUAUCGGCAAAUGUAAAUAAAAAACUGCGAGGAUUAUCUUAAGGGAUUCUUCAUGGACGCAGAAAUCGAGGUAAAGACGUUAACCAUAAUAAUAUAUGUAUCAAAAGAAACCAGCCUUUCAUAAGCACGCUAUGGAUGUCUUCAGAGAUCUUUUUCAUUAGAUUUCUCUUGUUUCAAUAAUAUAACAUUCUUUUCCUUUUUUUUCUUUCAAAUAUACAGGAUUCACAGGGAUAUACCGCUUUUCAUCACGCAACAUAUGGGUAAAUUUACUUCGUAGAUUUUCCAUAAACCAUUACAUGUUUUAUUACCGUCUCCAUCGAGCACUUUUUGCGUCCGCUAAGCUCAAAAAAUCACACUAGCAAAGGAAGAAGGAGAGAAUAAAAAAGAGCGAAGAACGAGGAUGAAGAAAGGGGGAGAAGAGAGAAAAGCAAUGAUUAGUUUUUAUGUCGGCUACUUUGGAGAUGUUUUGGCGGAGAAAAACAAAGAGAAAGAGGACCAUUUGGCGAUAACGUUUUCAAAAUUCGGGCUAGUUAUGUAAUCAUUUACCGUCCUUCUUUUUACAACAAAAUAUCUCCUAUGAAUGAGUGGUAAUUUUUUAAAGAAAAGCAAAUAACAUAUGGUAUUUCAACUUCAGGGAUAAAACUGGAGAAGCAUUGAAACUAUUGUUAGAGAAAGGCUUUGAUCCGAAUGUACAGAACAGUGACAACAAAAGUACCCCACUGCAUCUGGCUGUGAAAAACGACAAUGAUAUGGCGGUACGGAUCCUGGCACAGAGCCCUGAAUGUGAUGUUAAUCUCCAGGUACCAUAACUUCCAUAUAAUAUUUUGAAUAAGGGCAAAAAAGAUGUCUGUUUUUGAAAAGUAUGUAAUAUUUAUAUCUAACCAUUUACACCAUACUACGACGCCACACAAAAGCCUCGAGUGCAUUGUCCCAACAAUUACUUUGACGUUUGUGGGCACCAGGAUGGCCGAGUGGUUAAGGCGUUGGACUUAAGAUCCAAUGGAUGUGUUGUCCGCAUGGGUUCGAACCCCACUCCUGGUAAUUUUGUAAACAAUUUUAGCUAAGUAAGAGAGCAUGAAAAAAGAACAAGUAAGUUUUGAACAUUUUGUUAGUUAUUGUUUCUGUUGGCGUUGUUUUGUUUAGUUUUUGUUUGUUUAUUUGUUUGUUUUGUUUGUUUUUUUACUUGUUUUAUUAUUUUUAUUUUCAUUUGGAAAAUUAUAGUAAAUAUCGAUAUCGGUCUUUCGGUCUUAGGUCAAUACUACCUUUUUUCAAGAGAGAAAAAUGGGAUAAUGAGGGAUUCUAAGCAGGGCGUUGGCCGGGAUAUGUCAUUUCCCUAAAGUUAUUUUUAGAGGUCGUAAUUAAACGGAUUGCGAGGUCUGAUUCCUCUGACGUCCCCAACUUUUAAUCGAUUGUUAGAUACGUCAUCAAGUCCACGCGCGACUGCCUCAAAGCAAAAAAUGCAGAAAAUUGUAAAGGCGACUGUUGAAUAGGCCUUUUGCACGAUGGCGUCAUUUUACUACUACGACCAGAAUUCUUUUGUUCUUUCUUUUCAUAUUUAAAUUUGGUAGCUGCAGUGAGGUUUAAAUAACUAAAGCCCGAUUUGCACAAGAAAGCAAAACCCUGAAGGACCCUAGUCAUAGUAGUAAAGUGACGCCAUAAAUCAUGCAAAUGGCCUAUUCCCUCUUAAAAACGCUGAAUGUGGACCUCUCCGGAAACCAACUUUCGAUUAAUUCAAGCGUUUAAUUGGUUUUAGAAUACCUUUGGUCAAAUUCACAUAUCCAGAAACCAACUUCAAACAUCCCAAGGGCUAGACUGGAGGUUUCCCAGUUUUUACUUUACAGGGUACAGUAAAUGAAUAGACCCAGAAUUAAGGGCUUGGUGGGUAGGUGGAUGGAUAGUUAAAAAGAAUAACUGGAAUGGAUGGGAAAAUGAUGAAGGGGUGCAUGAAUGGGAAUAAUGAAGGAGUGCAGAGUACGUGGUAGCAACUGAGAUGACAAUGACUAGUGCGGUGGAAAUAUGAAAACUUAGCCCGUCCCAGGCUCGGGAUGACCUAAAGAAGCAAAAGGAGUGCGUAAAAAAAAUCAGUUUGACUAGGGAAGCGUAUGAUAAGGAGAACCCUUGCAUUCUUCAAGUGUGUAGCUAUUUACCCUCUACUACUACAAUUCUACUUAUUUUUAUUUUUUUUGUUUAUUUUAAUUUAUUUCAUUUUAAAGGACGAGGCUGGUGAUACUCCUCUAUAUGACGCCAUUGCCAGUGAAAAACACAACAUGGUAGACAUGCUGUUGAAUAACCCGAGGCUUUCAAUGACAGUGACUAAUAAAAGAGGCUUCAAUUAUCUCCAGUUUGCCGUCUUGAAAGGCAAUACAAGGUACGUGAUAAAAAUUCGACGAAGUAAAUACCCACUUCAAAAAUUGUAUUUCAUCGGAUAUCGAAAUGCUGAAAAGAAACGUAUCAAAAGCCGGAAGGCCGCCAGGAUGCUGAGUUCAUCAGAUAUCUUAAUACUAAAGAAGUAGUAUAACAAACACGAGUAGAAGUUUUUUUCUCUCCUACAAUCCAAACACUGAGGAAGUAUGUAUCACAAAUGAAAAGGAGUGUUUUAUUGGAUAUCUACGCACUGAGAAGCAAAGUAUAUCAAUCACAGAGGGAAUAUUUUAUAUGAUAUAUUCAAACACUGGGAAGUAAAACGAGAAGGAGUGAUGCAGCUGAUAUUCAAAUCUGGAGAAGGUCCAAACUUUAGGAAAAACGCCCACAAACAAGUUGCGCGCGUUACUAUAGUGUCAAGUGCGAUGUACAGUUUGUUCCAGUAACGGCGAAUACAGGGAAGCAGAAUAAUGUAGAUUUUAAAUACAUCCUUUUUGCUACAGAGCUGUGGAAAAGUUACUUGCAAAAGCGGGGGAUAUUCUGAAUGUUACCAAAAGCGAUGGUUUCACAACUCUUCAUAUUGCUGCAAUAAACGAUCAUCGUGAAAUAGCCAAGCUUCUCUUGCUACAGGUAAAUGUAGAUUGAAAGAGGAUUGUUCCAUCAGCGUAAGGGCGUCCCCGACUAGUUGUAUCAGGCGUAUGCGCAAUUUCCUGGGUUGGCCUGUGGCCCAACAUUUCAACUCCACUGGCCACAGUAUUUCUGAUGUCCAGGUGCGUGGGUGUGGCAUUAUGCAGUGUUACUAACAUUCAGCGAAGGCAACGUGAGAUGCAGUUGAGUUUUCAAACAGGCACCGUUCAGCCGAAAGGACCGAAUAUCAAUUUCAGUUUCAUUUGAAUUGGGACGUUAUAUACAUCCUGAGUGCACAAUUACGCGUGCGCCUGCUUCGAUCAUUUUUAUGAUGUCUAUGAUAUUGCGUGGUACUGUACAACGGUUUUUUCUCACACUGAAGAAGGGUCAUAAACCCGAAACGUUUGUGUUUUUUUGAAAACAUUUGACACUUUUCGAUAUUUCUUUACCGAGUAUCACCUUAUCAGCUGCUACGCAAUUUGUAGCUUGCGUAGGCCAAUGCGCAUGCGUAAAAGGGAAGGACAAGGGUAAAGGAAGAGGCAAACUGACCUUUCAGCUAUAAAAAGAAAUGCAGAAGUGCAGGAUGCAGGAUCGUUUGCCCUAAGUUUGCAAUACCCGCAUGGAUAGAUUAGCUUUUAACCUGAUUGUACAUGCGGCCCAGUGCUGUUUGUUAUAUUUUGCACUUGUGAUAUUAUAAGUAAACUUUCAAAAAAAAACUUGCGAGUGAAUGUUGCAUUUUGCUCUGACAUUUUCAGUUUUCUUUAUCAGCCAGGAUGCCGUGUCGAUGCUCCGACUGUGGAAAAUCAGACAGCUCUUCAUUUAGCAGCAAGUGAAGGUUACUCAGUCAUGUGCGAAAUUCUCCUGGACUUUGGCGCAUGCGUCAAUGCAAAGGACAAUGACAACGAUACACCGCUGCAUAUCACCCUGGCAAAGGAAACAAUCUUCAAAGGCACCAUCGGUCAACUGGUGAGUUGAUCAGCUCGUAACUGAGGGUGAUAGCGGGUUAAGUUUCAAACGGCUGCCUUUUUUUCGUCUCGUCGAACGUACGAAAGCCUGCGCUAACACAGGAAACAGCUUUUAUUACUUUUUAUAUAGGUUAAAAAAGACGCACCAAAUAGAUAAUAGGGCCUUUAAGAUCCAACGACGUAGACGGCAACAAGAAGUUCAAAAAAAGCAAAAGUUUUAAUAAGCAAAACAACAACUUUGCACGUACAUCACGCUUUUUUGUACAUUUCUUUCCUGUUUUUGCACGACUUCGACGUGAAAAUGCCUAAUGUCGCGUUUUAAGGAAGGCAUAAACAAGCAACGAUCAAAUUUCAUUUCUCUUCCUGAGCUUGAAUAUGGUCACUUAAAAUUCAGCUUCAGGAGGGUUCACCUACGUUUGACAAAUUAAGUGGGUAGGAAUAAUCGCUGUUACGACUAAAAGAACGCAAAUUCACUUUUUAAGCGACGUUGUCGUUGCCGUAGCGUCGUUGGAUCUUAACGUCCCUAAUAUAGUCUCAGUCACGCUUUCAGUCAUAUAAAAUAUGAUUAUCCUUAUUUUCACAGUCUGCACUUCACUUGCUAUUAAGGGGAAGAAACAGUGUAAGUUAUGCGGCCGUCUCACGUUGUUUGUUAAGUUAUGGUGCCGAUGUGCUUCAAGCGAAUAAGAAUGGAGAAACACCACUGGACAGAUGUGAUGGGACAGAAGUCGAACAGCUUAUCCGUGAAAUCGCAAACUCGGCAGGGUAACGUUGUUUUAUUUUGUUUUAAUUUACCUUUUGUGAUAGACUUUUUUUUUGUUUUCAUUCAUUCAUUCAUCCAUUCAUUUGUUCUUUACUUAAUUUUUAUUUCUUUACUUAUUUUAUUUAAUAGUAAAGUCAAGCUCUUCAUAGGUAAUGUUAACACAAACAGCAGCGACUCAUCGAAAAUUUAAUCCGAGAACAACAAGAACAACAAGUUUAUUCAGUAUUACCAUUUUGUACGGGUGUUACCGAUUAAAAUAACAAUAAACUGCUAAAUUUAAGGAAAUGAAGAUAUAAUGGAAUGGUAGAAUUAACUAUGUUUCUUUCGUCUUUCAAAUGCUUGAAACAUGAAAUUAGCAACUAGCCUGCUGAUAUGUGAAUCAGUAUUGUUAAAAAGAAAACAGACUUUAUCAUGGAUAUUGUAAUUUGUAAAUAAUGUAUUUCGGUCGUUGAUUUUAAUAAAAAGAGUCUUUCUCAAAUCAUUACAGUGAUCACAGUGAAAUAAUAUGUGCAGUUCAUUUUCAAUUUUCAGCGGAUACCCUUUUUGACAGCUGUCAAUUGACCAUAAGGAUGUCCACUAUCAAGUUAAACACAGAUUGUAUAUGCCUCGGACACCUAGCUAGUAAUGCCCGGUUAUUACAAGAAAACAGCGAAUAAGAGCGCGCGUACAAUUGUAGCCAUAUAAUAAAAUGAAUUUAUAUUUUAAUGACAUGCUUCUUUAAAUCUCAUGUGGACAUAGCUUCAAUUACGUCAUUUACUGCAAACAUUCUCUAAGCUUUGAUAUACAAAAAGAAUGGUAUUUCAGCGGCAGUUUUGAACCAAGUACCACUAUAAUUUCAUAACACUAAACAUAAGAACUUUGUUCAAUUCUUGUUUUGAACGCCAUUGCUUGUACUGGAAGAGUUUAAAGUAAACAAAAAUUUACCAGGAGUGGGGUUCGAACCCACGCGGACAACACGUCCAUUGGAUCUUAAGUCCAACGCCUUAACCACUCGGCCAUCCUGGUGCUUACGUGGUGAGUGGUUUCUUAUCAACUCUAACUAUCUAUGUACACGAUCGAGACUGAGAAGAUUUAAAGUAAAAAAAAUACCAGGAGUGGGGUUCGAACCCACGCGGACUACACGUCCAUUGGAUCUUAAGUCCAACGCCUUAACCACUCGGCCAUCCUGGUGCUUACGUGGCGAAUGGUUUCUUAUCAACUCUAUCUAUCUAUGUACACGAUCAAGACUGAGAAGAAUUUAAAGUAAAAAAAAUACCAGGAGUGGGGUUCGAACCCACGCGGACUACACGUCCAUUGGAUCUUAAGUCCAACGCCUUAACCACUCGGCCAUCCUGGUGCUUACGUGGCGAGUGGUUUCUUAUCAACUCUAACUAUUUAUGUACACGCUGAGAAGAAUUUAAAGAAAAUAAAAAAAUUUCCAGGAGUGGGGUUCGAACCCACGCGGACUACACGUCCAUUGGGGGUUCGAACUUAACCACUCGGCCAUCCUGGUGCUUACGUGGCGAGUGGUUUCAUCAAUCAACUAUUUAUGUGACGGGAAAAUUUAAAGAAAAAAAAAUAUUUCCUUAGGGGUUCGAAACGCCACGUUACACGAUCAAGACUGGUGGGAAAACGAAGCAUUAGAAUAUUCCUUAGUGUUCGAAACUUUGCCAGGUUAAAAUGAUUAUAUGCCCUAAUCAUUGGGUAAUGAAUUUUCUGCCCUUUCCAGAAAUGCACAAGUUAAAAAAGUUCCAAGUUUUGGUGGCACCAAGGUUACAAACCCAGAGCAAAACGUAUCUCAGGUUUCAAGUCGCCCUGGCUCAGCGUCCACGGGGAUGGAGGCUCAAGGACGGGCACCUUCAGAAAGAGAUGACCAGAACGUUGUUCAGGAUGAAGAAUGCAGUGAUACAGGCCACCAAAGCCCAGGCAGCGCAAUGCUAAAAGAUGAUGAAGAUGAAGAUGUGAACAUGCAAGAAACAGAAGAAGGAGAAGAAAAUUUGGAAGAAGAACCUCUAGAAAACAACCUUCUGGACAAUACCAUGAAGCAAAUUCAGGUAACAAGUACAAAAUUAUACUUAUAUAAAUGAAUCCUUUGCUCGCAAUAAAUCCAGUUGAAGCUGGUGUGCGACAAAAUAUGAUACCAGUCUUCAAGUAUGCGGUCUGCGUUUGUCGCAUACCGAACUGGAGAAGGUUUUGCGUGGCCUUGAUUUAAAGUAUCUUUACUCUUAAGAUGGUCUGGUGGAGACGUAGAAGUAAUUAUCUUACGGCAUGAAAGGUAAUCGAAGACAGUAAAGAUUAAUUAAUUAAAGAUUAAUUCUAGAUUCCACGCUAUGAAUUCCAGAUACCAGGUACUGGAUUUGGGAUUCCAAUCGUUAUCGGGAUUCUGGACUCCUUGAGCUGAAUUCCGGAUUCUAAAGUCAAGGAUUCCUGAGUCCACAGGCAAAAAUUCGGCAGAUUCCGGAAUCUGGAUUCCCUUGCAUGGGGUGAAGUCGUCACUUAUUGAGUCCAUUUUGUAUGAAUGAAUAUCAAAAUCUAGAAGUGUCAGAAUUGUUUCUUUUGAAACCAAAGAAAGCAUCAUAUAUGUUGUGUGGCCAUUAACAUAGAGAAAAUCGGCGUUCUUUGGUUCAGAUCUCUUAACUGUCUUCUGAAACUUUCCCACCAUGAGUUUCCAACGAGUUUUCCAAACGUGCAUUUUGUUUUGUUCAUUGUUUCUGUAGGAGAAUAUUGUUCUGGAAGUCACAAAUCAAGUGCCACAAGAAUCUUUCACCGCGGAAUUCUCAAACAGCAGCUCAGAUGUAGCCGUUCAAGUGAAGGAGAUGAACAAUGGAGAAUUAGUGAAUGAUAGCGGUGCGGAUCAGGAAUUUGGAGAAGGGGAACAAGAGCCUAACCAAACAAACAGGCAGAGAGAAUCACAAACAAUUGUAGAAAAUACUGAAAACGAGGUACAAAAAGAGAUAGAAGGCAAAGAAGAGAAACCAAAGUGCUACAUCUGUGAGGAGAAUGAAGCUGAAGUGGCGUUUAAGCCCUGUGGCCACACUGUUGUAUGCACAGGUAACUAGAAAAAAAGUCUCGAAAACCUUCAUGAGUACUAACCGUGAGGAUCAGGGCCUCCCAAGCAAGUUAAGCCCUGUCUGGCGGGGUUAUAAACUGGAUGGGUGAUGUUCGUCGCAUUAAUAAUGUUAUUAAUUUAUUUCCCACAUUUGAUGAUGUCGGUAAUGCUGACAUCAUGUUGUUGUUGACGGCCAUCGUCUCCACUGGAAUUAAUACACGUGCUCCGCAUUGCCAGAAAUUAGGGACAAGAUGGCGGUUGCGCGUGCGCACCAAGGCCACAAUGGCUGCGAAUUCGUGUAAGAAAAUGUAUGGAGAAAAGGAAACUUUUUCAAAUAUAUCGAUUAUGAGCUCACGGGUGUUCGGUGCACGACUCGAAACAUGUUAAGUGCUGUGCAACCUUCGCAUCUGGGUUAAAAAUAGCUAAUUAGAAGUAGGUUUACUUACUUCCCGAAGUGGCCACUUUUAUCUCUCGUUGUACGCUCCAUUUCUCCAUACAUUGUCUUAAAAUCUUGCCGAGGUCAUGCUUAAUACUCGUCGAUUAGAGGAUAAAGCCUUCACUGAAGUAAAUUUGCACGACUCGAUAUCACUUCUGCGAUAGAAGAUGUUUCCAAAACAGUCGUUAAAAGGACGAUUUUUGCACUGGAAAAUACUUCCAAAGGCGCAUUAUUUCCCGCAGUUUUCCUUCUGUAGUCAAGUAAUGGACGCCAUGGUUGCGAAUGACUUAUUUCGGUCGGACAAAGCUUCACAACUCCAAACCUCACCGAAUCGCCAUUUUGGUUGUUGCUACAACUCCAGAGAUGCUUCACGGGAUAUAAACUAGGUUCCAGCCAUUCAAAAAUCCUCGAUUAGCCUACCAGGCUUGGUUUUAAAACAAAAUUGUCACGAAAAUGUCACGAAAAUGUCACGAAAGGUACCGCCGCGUACUGUUUUGUUGCUAUCAGCCGCUCGGCCGAGUAUAAACCUAACAUUUUCUUGCAAGGUGUUUCAUUCCAGCGUUUUUCUUCGUAAAACAGAUCCACAGAGCUCAAAUUAUCUAAAAAAAUCGCAGGGGAUACGCUUUCCCUGACUACGAUCGUUUUUGUCCGCCAUUUUGGAAAUGAGAUUCCGCUGACAAUUAAUCACGGGCGCGAAAUGUCCACUAUUUCUGGCAAUGGGGGCAGAUAACAGUUCCUUCUACAUGUUGUUUUAACAUUGGAUGACUAAAUUGAUUUUUGUACAUGUCUACUAGAAUGUGCAUCUCGACUAAAGCGAUGCUUGGAGUGCCGCGCAGAAAUAACAGGGAAAGCAACAAGAGGUAUGCAUGGUUAAAUUCAUUAUCAUUAUUUUCUUAGCAGAACCAUUCUUGUACCUGUAUACUAAACGCGGAUUAUUAUACGUUUGUGUGAAACUGCCCACCUACCCUUCCCUUAAGCCAACAUUUUGCCCUAAGUGAGAAGUAAGUGUUAAUGUUCGCUUAAGGGAGGGGUAGAUAGGCAGUUUCGCAGAAACGUUUUAUGAUCCUUAGCGCAAUGAUACACUAGCGCUUCGCCCCAUGUAAGGUAGUCCGGAUUCAGGAGUCCCCGAAAUUUAUGAUCCUGGAAUUCGAAAUCCUUAGUUUUGGAAUCUGGAAUCCUACUGACGUUUACAAUCUGGAAUCCAAGUCAGGGGUUUCAAUAGGCACCGACGACUGACGAAACAUGUCGGCUACUUUGCUCAGAGAAGUCGGCUUUUUGUCAAAAAGAAGAAGCAGCCAAGUAGUUUUCAUAAUGUCCUAAACAAAAAAGGUACAGUCAUAAAAUCUGAAUGAAACGUAAUUAUGAAGUGUUUUCAUAAAAGUCCACUUGUCGUACAUUAUGCUUUAGUUAUAUGAACGCUGUAUUUCAGUCCGCAAUUUUUCUUUUUAGGUUUAAGUAGAAUUUUUUCAUCUACAAAUGUAUGCAAUUAAGUUAUCGUCAUUUGAUCGUUGCUUGCGGGAGUUGCUUGUGUGGCUGAUAAAACUUUGGGGGAACAAGCUAGGGUGGCGUAGUGGUGAGGGCACUCGCCUCCCGCCAAUGUGGCCCGGGUUCAAAUCCUGGCGUCGACGCCAUAUGUGGGUUGAGUCUGUUGUUGGUUCUCUCCCUUGCUCCGAGAAGUUUUUCUCCGGGUAGUCCGGUUUUCCCCUCUCCUCAAAAACCAACACUUCCAAAUUCCAAUUCGAUCUGGAACACACGGACACGUUUAAACGAGUUCAUAUAAACUCUUAAGUGCUUCAUGUUCCUCGCAUCAAUAAUGUUAUUAAUUUAUCUCCCACGUUUGAUGAUGUCGGUAAUGCUGACAUCAUGUUGUUGUUGACGGCCAUCGUCUCCACUGGAAUAAGUCUAAUCGUGAGGAUUAGGGCCUCCCAAGCAAGUUAAGCCCUGUCUGGCGGGGUUAUAAACUGAACACUGGAAAUCGCAUUGUUGGGCUUUGAAAUUUCAACAUUUUGUGGAGAAGCACUUUUAACUAAAACCAAGUUAUCCUCUCUUGCUAAAACCCAUCACUGCUGUGCAUCCUAUUUUAGCCUAAGAAAACAGCCGAUACUCGACGAUGCCACCACUGCUUUUUCUGCGAAAUCACGUCAGAGAAAACGAGCGCAGAAAUUCCAUACUGAUGUCGAGUCGCUACCCAGAUCUGGAUAAUGCUUCUGAUUGGUCGUGAGAAAUUUGCUUCAAACCGGUACUGGCCUCGCGAAAUGUCGGCUGUUUCUUAGGCUAAUCCGACGCGCCUUUUUAAGAAUAACCUUAUUUCGCUGGAUAGUCCUGGUUAUAUAGGGGCAUUCUCCUCACGACUUAACUGAUCUCGGCAGCCAGUUCUGGCAAAUGGUAAGCGCCCUUUGUCAAGAUUGGUUUGAACCUGAUCAAUUGUAAAAUAUUCCUAAGAUAUUGAAGUCCUCAUGACUAUGUACUAUCUGAGUGAAAGGAAAACUUCUUGCCGUAUAGACCUCUUUUACAAAGGCGGCCUAUUGAUAUAUUAUUUUUAAAUGUAUGAUAAUUAGCCUUUCUGACCUCGUUUGAAAGUAAGAAUUUUUUUGUGUUUUGCACAUGCUAACGAGGUCAGAUAGGUUAAUUAUCAUAAAUAUAAAAGAAUAUAUUAAUUAAUGGGCCGCCAUUAUGAGAGUGGUUUAUAUUCUAAGUUGACUAUCAUCCAUUUUCUCCAUUAACUGCUUCGGCAUCGGCAAGAAGCAGCAAGUUAAUGAAUUAUUUUUAUUUUUCCUGAUAUUAGAUGGCACACCAAUAAUCGGAAUCAACGACAAAUCACUUACAGCAAAAUACCAGUUGCUGGAAAGAAAGAUGCGGAAAUUGGAGGAGGCUUUUGUGUGCUGCAUUUGCGUCGAGAGAAAAAAGAAUGUUAUUUUCCUUUGCGGACACGGGACGUGUCACAGCUGUGCGGAGCAGCUUAAAACUUGCCCCAUUUGUCAAAAGCCAAUUGAAAAGAAAAUACCAACGUACUAA